Messenger RNA from Contarinia nasturtii (swede midge), 1076 nucleotides. RefSeq lists its product as uncharacterized. The transcript is spliced from 2 exons. Bases 66 to 950 code for a protein of 294 amino acids. NCBI's taxonomy places the organism in Eukaryota, Metazoa, Arthropoda, Insecta, Diptera, Cecidomyiidae. The record is from RefSeq and is a predicted model, not a curated record.
GUUAAUUUUCUAUUGAACAUUGUUGAGACAAGUUAUUUUAAUUGCGAAAAUAAAUUCUCAAAAGAAUGAACGUGUUUUUCUUUUCAAUGGUUUUGUCGUUGGCAAUAUAUGGCCCGUUGGUGUCUGGUAGAUACAAUGCAGAUAAUGCCGCCUUCAAGACCUUAAUAGAGGUGUUUGACCUCAAAGCGAAAGAUAUUGAUAAACGUAUCGAUUGGGAAAAUACUUUAAAACCUCUUUUCGCUCUUCCCAAUGACAUCCUAAGAGAUGACGAACAUGAUACACUUCAAUGGAUGGCUGACAUUAUCGAAGCAACAAAUAAUACAGAACUCGCAGAUGCUUUGGCCAAAAUUCCAAUAAUUGAAGAAGUCAAGUCGUAUCUUCAUAAAAUUUAUAAUGACAUCCAUACUGUUUAUGUAGGUAAUACAAAAAUCCUCCAAGUUUAUAGCAAAUAUGUGAGCCAAAAAUUGGAGGAGCCAAUAUGCAGAAAAUUGGAUGGAUUUGUAAUAGCAUUAGACAAAUUCAUCAAAAACCCGCUCAAAGAAAAGCGCCUACAGAAGAUCAGAGAAAAAUUGAUACCAUGCAUGCAAACAACGUAUAAUGAUAUCGUCGGAAAACUGAAAGUCAAGAACAACAUAGCAGUCAUAUUGAGAAAAAGUUAUGUCGCCCAAAUGGGAUUGGUUAAAACCGAGUUGAAUGGAUAUUUUGAACGUCCAAAGAUUCGCACACAGUUAUCUAUUUAUUUUGAAAAGCUAUCGGCUAAAGUAACGGAUUUACUCCAAAAAAAUGUUGCAUUGGAUAAACAGCUCCAAGAAAUUGUGCCGAUUCUGAAGGAAUACAUCGAAGAACGUAUUGUAUGGUCAGAGUGUUUGAUGGACAAACAAUUUCAAAACAAAAAUCAGAAGACACCAUGUCUUGGAAGUUGUAUUUGCUCAAUCGAUGUUAAAGAUUAGGAAAUAAAAGGGUUGAAGUUCAACAUCAUUCACAAUCAAUUUAGAAACAAUUCAUCCUUUGACACGUUGAUUAUAGCUGUAAUGCGUACAUGGCAUGUCAAUAAAAUGUCUUUAAAUUGAAAAUAA